Corylus avellana is the source of this 2417-nucleotide messenger RNA. RefSeq lists its product as uncharacterized. Gene Ontology annotation, biological process: protein phosphorylation; signal transduction. NCBI's taxonomy places the organism in Eukaryota, Viridiplantae, Streptophyta, Magnoliopsida, Fagales, Betulaceae. Gene Ontology annotation, molecular function: protein binding; ATP binding; protein kinase activity. Gene Ontology annotation, cellular component: cytoplasm. The record is from RefSeq and is a predicted model, not a curated record.
AUGUGCAUCAUGAAAGAACCAUGUGCUCUGUAUCGGCGGAGGAGGCCAAGCGGUGGCAGUGGCCGGGCCUCCGAGAAGGUGAAGCUUGUGUGCAGCUUCAACGGUUCGUUCCGGCCAAUACCUCCCUCGGGAGAGCUGAAGUACGUGGGCGGAGAGGCCCGAAUCAUCUCCGUCGACCGGUCCAUCGGGCUAUCCAAGCUCCGGUCCAAGAUUUCGGAUCUUUUCCCCGCCACGCGCCCUCCUUCCUUCUCUCUCAAAUACCAGCUUUCCCACCGCGCGUCCGAGGGCUACUCCACUCUCCUCGUCUCCGUCGCCUCCGACGACGACGUUCGCUGCAUGAUCGACGAGUACGACGAGCUCGAGCUUUACGGUAAGCACGCCAGGCUCUGGCUCUUCGUUUGUGCCGCCAGCGAUAAUGUCAAUGCCUUUGUUCAAAUGGGUGGUAAUUUGGUUGUGAAUUGUGUGGAAAAUUACCCUUUUUGUACCAAAAAUAGUGUUGCUUGUGUGAAGGGUGUAAAAUAUGGGGAUGAUUCGCUUAGGAAAUUUGUGUUGAAGCAACAGUUUUUGGCGAAACAAUCUGCUUGUUGUGUUAGAUUGAACAGGGAGAACAUUAUGCCAUGUGAUGGAAAUUUUCAUUCCUAUAAUGAUCAUCCGCAGAGAUAUUCGCAUGGUGAAGGGGUUUGGGGUGGCUUAUAUUGUGGCAUCCGCAGCCAUAGAGUUGGUGAAAAUGAUGCCAGAAAUCAGCAGAUUAUCUCCUACCAUGCACUUAACUAUCGGAACAACCCAGUUGAGAUAGGGAGCCAUCGGACUUUUAGAUUGGGCGAAAGGGUUCUGGUGGGGAAAUUCUGUCAUGGGCUCCGGCCAAAUUCGAACAUUUCAAAGCAGGGCCAGUGUAUGAGAGUUUGUCAUCCCAAUUCUAGCAAAAUUCCAUAUCAGGCCCUACAUGGGAAUUUUUAUGUACCCGUAAAUUUGCAGCUCCAGAAGGAAAUUACCAUCUCAAAAACAGAAUUGGGAUGCAAUAGUGAGCUGUCAGAUGAGGAAGCAGGCAGUAAUGGCGCUGAUGACUUACAGGGUGGAGUUUCAACUUCGGUGGAUUUUUCCUUGCAUAACCUUUCAUUAUCUUCAUCCAAAGAAGUAGGAACGCCUAUGCUUUCUUCCCCUGCAACCAGCAAUGUUGCCGAUGAAAAAGAUCAUGUCAAUGAAAAAGAGAUUCAACAAGACCCCCCAUCUGGUUUAAGCAUUGAUGACACGAUAAUUGGUGGAAUCCCUAUCAACCUGGCUGCAUGUUACACUCAUCUAUCCACUAGAGAGCUGCAGACUAUCAAAAAUACUGACCUUGAAUAUAUAAAGGAGAUUGGUUCGGGCAUGUAUGGAACUGUUUACUAUGGAAAAUGGAAGGGAUCUGAUGUUGCCAUUAAAAGGAUCAAGCCAAGUUGCUUCACUGGAGACUCAUUGGGGGAGGACCGAUUGGUCACAGACUUUUGGAAGGAAGCCCACGUACUAGGUGAGCUUAACCACCCAAAUAUUGUGGCAUUUUAUGGUGUAGUUACGGAUGGACCUGUGACAAAUUUGGCAGCAGUAACAGAGUACAUGGUCAAUGGCUCCCUGAAACAAGUGUUGAGAACAAAGGAUCGGACGAUUGAUCGUAGGAAGAGGAUAAUUAUAGCAAUGGAUGCAGCCUUUGGCAUGGAAUAUCUACAUGGGAAGAACAUUGUCCACUUUGAUUUGAAAUCACACAACUUACUUGUGAACAUGAGAGACCCUCAUCGACCAGUGUGCAAGAUUGGUGAUCUGGGUUUAUCGAAAAUUAAACAGAAGACGCUUGUCUCUGGUGGAAUAAGAGGAACCAUACCAUGGAUGGCUCCAGAACUCUUGAAUAGUAAGGACAUGGUUACUGAAAAGGUUGAUGUCUACUCGUUUGGAAUAGUAAUGUGGGAACUCUUGACUGGGGAGGAACCCUAUGUUAAUUUGCGAUCAAAAGAAAUAAUAGCUGGUAUAAUUAAAGGCAACCUGCGACUUGAAAUUCCAAGCUGGUGCGACCCAACAUGGAGAUCAUUGAUGGAGAGGUGCUGGUCAUCUGAUCCCGACUCCAGACCAGCCUUCUCAGAGAUUGCAAAGGAGCUACGCACCAUGUCGGCCACCCUAAACAUCAAGUGAAAACAAUGAGGUUGAGCGUCUCUGUAAAUAUUCUAGGAGCAUCAGGAACAGGGCAUGCUGAGACUUGGUUAAAUGUUGCCGUCCCAAGUCAUGUUGAUCUGAUGAGACCCCUUGGUUGGGGGUAGCUCAAGCCAGGUGCUAUUUUUUUUUUUUUUUUUGCAGUCACCUAUGUAAUAUAGCAGUGUAUAUAUAGGCAGACUCUCAUCACCUUGAAGAAGCUUUUAAUCUUUUUUGUCAAGGCUUUUAGGCCCGUUUGGUUC